Molecule: messenger RNA, 5946 nt
Organism: Trichoplusia ni (cabbage looper)
Lineage: Eukaryota; Metazoa; Arthropoda; Insecta; Lepidoptera; Noctuidae
Gene: Med
Product: mothers against decapentaplegic homolog 4
Exons: 14
Coding region: 311-2434 (707 amino acids)
Biological process (GO): transforming growth factor beta receptor signaling pathway; anatomical structure morphogenesis; BMP signaling pathway
Cellular component (GO): heteromeric SMAD protein complex
Molecular function (GO): DNA-binding transcription factor activity, RNA polymerase II-specific; RNA polymerase II cis-regulatory region sequence-specific DNA binding; I-SMAD binding
Source: RefSeq, a predicted model, not a curated record
GUCCUAUAUUUCUGUUAGCAUAGCAGGAUUUUUAACAUAGCAUGAGUACAAUGAUAAAUGAUGAUGUUGAAUUUUAAAGUAUAACUAUGUGAAACUAAAGGCGCAGCACUCGGGUGCUUAGACUUUAUGGGCUAUGCCAAAUGAUCUAUGUGUCUAUGGCCCGCCAAAAUGUCGCUUUCUGUUUUGGUAUCCUCUCACAAUAAAAUAAAUUAAUUUUGUCAAUUUAAUAAUAAUUUCAGUGCGUAGAAGCCGAGUGAAUAAAUGCUUUCAUAUAUAAUUAUAUAACUCAGGUCCGGUGCAGCAAUCAGCUAUGAAUACUACGGCACCGACGUCUGCAGAUGCUUGCCUGAGCAUUGUGCACUCUCUCAUGUGCCACAGACAGGGUGGUGAGAGUGAGGGCUUCUCCAAGCGUGCCAUUGAGUCUCUUGUCAAGAAGCUGAAGGAGAAGCGAGAUGAGUUGGAUUCUCUGAUCACAGCAAUAACUACCAAUGGGGCUCACCCUAGCAAAUGUGUUACUAUACAAAGGACUCUUGAUGGUCGCCUACAGGUGGCAGGCAGAAAAGGUUUUCCACACGUAAUCUACGCGCGCAUAUGGCGAUGGCCAGACUUACACAAGAAUGAGCUCAAACACGUCAAGUUCUGUCAGUUUGCCUUUGAUUUGAAAUGUGACUCAGUAUGUGUCAACCCCUACCAUUACGAAAGGGUCGUCUCCCCUGGAAUUGAUUUAUCAGGCCUAACACUUCAGUCGGGUCCCAGUAGGUUAGUAAAGGACGAGUACACAGCUGGCCUCAGCGGAAAUGGAAUGGAUAUGGACACCGGAGAGAUGGUGACCAUACAGCACCAUGCCACUAGUCCUCGACAUCACCACUCGUCUAUGCCACACCAUCAUCAACAGUUUCCGACAGCCAACAUUAUCAUUAACCAAGGACAAACGCCCGAGGGCGUCCCGAACAUGUUUUCUGGUGGUCACGGGAACCACGCCGGGCACGCGGGGCACGCGGGGCACGCGGGGCUGGCGCACGCGCCGCGCGCCGCGCUGCGGGCGGGCGGGGCUCACGCGCACGGGGCGCCGGCGCCCGCGCUGCUGGGCCACGCGGCGGCGCUGGCGGGCGCGCUGGGCCCGGCGGGGCUGGCGUCGCCGCGCGUGGCGGCCGCGCCCAGCAUGUCGCCGGCCACGCCGCAGAUGCCCAGCAUGAGCCGGCCGCUGUCGCUGCCGAGCCCGCAGCAGCUGGCCAUGGCGCAGCAGCGCGCCGUCGCGCCCAAACUCGAGCCGCCCGAUACUAUGGACGCGCGGGCCAUGUGGCUGCCUAAAAGAAUGAAUCAUUCUGCAAUGCCAGUCAGUAUGUCGCCGGGCGCGACGACUCCUCUCAUUGACGGUCCAAACACGACCUUCUUCACUUCAGAACAAACUACCAAUGACACUGCUCAGCUAGCGCAACAACCUUUACCAAAUGUAGGUAUAGCAGAGAACCACGCUAGCGGUACAGUGUCCCCGGGGUCGGGCGAGGGCUCGCAGCAGAACGGGUUCGCGACGGACGGCAGCCCCGCGCCGCAGCCCAGCCCGCUGCCGCAUCGCACGCAGCAUCAGCAGCAACAAGGUACAUGGACUGGUAACAACACUCUGACAUAUACGCAGAGCUUAGCUCCGCCCCCCGCCGCGCCACCAGUGCCGCUUGAUGCGCCCGCGCAUCAUCACUAUUAUAACGGCAACCCCGGCGGUCUGCUAUCGAGCCAGCCGGCCCCGGAGUACUGGUGCUCCGUCGCCUACUUCGAGCUGGACACGCAGGUCGGAGAGACCUUCAAGGUGCCCUCCAGCAGGCCCAACGUUACCGUUGACGGUUACGUGGAUCCUUCUGGUGGCAACAGAUUCUGUUUGGGAGCUCUCAGUAACGUUCAUAGGACAGAACAAAGCGAGCGCGCGAGACUGCACAUCGGCAAGGGCGUGCAGCUGGACCUGCGCGGCGAGGGCGACGUGUGGCUGCGCUGCCUGUCCGACCACUCCGUGUUCGUGCAGUCCUACUACCUGGACCGCGAGGCCGGCCGGGCCCCAGGGGACGCCGUGCAUAAGAUAUACCCCUCCGCUUGUAUUAAGGUGUUCGACCUCCGGCAGUGCCACCGCCAGAUGCAGACGCAGGCGGCCACCGCGCAGGCCGCGGCCGCCGCGCAGGCCGCCGCCGUGGCCGGGCACAUACAGCCGCAACACCCCACCAUGAACAAGUGUCUGUCGGCGGCGGCGGGCAUCGGCGUGGACGACCUGCGUCGGCUGUGCAUCGUGCGGCUGUCGUUCGUGAAGGGCUGGGGACCGGACUACCCGCGGACCUCCAUCAAGGAGACUCCCUGCUGGGUCGAGGUGCAUCUGCACAGAGCCCUGCAGCUUCUCGACGAGGUCCUGCACACGAUGCCAAUCGACGGUCCUCGGAGCAACAUCGAGUAGGAGUUGAUCGGCUUCUUUUGAGGCCUUCGAGCGACCGCGCGCGAGCUGUGACUCCACACUAGUGACACGGACGACGAUGUCGAUGUGAACAGUGUAACGUGAACUGCGGACUGAUUGCAAGGCACGGAGUGUUGUGUUGGAUGUGUAUAUCUGUGGCUUACUGCAUGUUGUUGUACCAAGAACAAGAAUAUCAAUGGUAAGAUCAAUCUUCGUUGCUCACAUUUGAGCUUGUUUGCUCUAGUCUUUGCUCUAGUUAGCUCUAGCUUUUAUGGCGAAAUUUUAAAAUCAAUAAAACUUACACAAGUUUUCUCUAUAGCGGAAUUUAGUCGCGAAAGUAAGAAUUCGCUGUCUAAAAACCAGACAACAGGUUACCCGGUAAUUGAAGUGAAAUGAAGAUCGAACUAAAUUUGAUAGGUUUUGUUAUUUAAAUGGAUGUCAAUGUGUAGUAAGCCACAGUAUAUGUUCUAAAGAGUUAGAUGCCAUAUGAAUAGCAUUUAUUUUAGUCAUUAAUUUUUAAAAUUGUGAUUUGAUUGCAAAAUUAAGGUUUCGGACAAUUGUCUUCCAAAUUAUUUUUGUCUUCCGGCACUAAUGUUUAUUUCAUUUGGUUUGGGCACAGAUGUUGGGUUUGGAUAAUGUUUGCACCUAGAAGUGGAUGUGCAUCGCUCGUUAAAAUAAAAAGGUGAACUUAUAACUUAUGUCUUGUAUCUAUUCAUACUAAAAUAUAAGUAGUUGCAGUAUAUAAGUAUAAUAAUAGAUUGUAUGUUGCAGUAUUGAGACGGAACAAACUAAAGAACACAUAAGGGAUCUCAGUAAAAUAUUUUUCACAAAUCCUAAAUGAAGUUAAAAUAAUGUAAGAUAUUAGUAUUUAUAAACGGAAUAUAAAUGGACAGACGCCAGAAUGUGGCGAUUCUGAAUUCAAUUUGUAUACAAAAUACGAAUUUUAACAGCUAUACCAAAUUAAGGCAUUUUUUUAUUAAUAUAACCUAGCGUAGGUGUUAAACAAGACAUAAUUAUGGUUCAACUUAAAAGAAGCCAAAUGGGAAUUAGCUUUCUAUAGAGAUAAGCUAAGCUAUCGCGUUUUAUAUAAGUUAGGUUUAAGAGUAAUUUAUAUUCGUAACGUCUGUUGAGCAGUGCGAGGCGUGCGUUGUUGUAAGGCUGUAUUUUUGUUAGCGUGAUGUGUGCCUCAUUAGAGGAAUUGCAUGGACCCUUUUAUAAAGCACACCCUGUAUAAUCAAAACAAAAAAGUACGAAAAAAUAUAGAUUUAAUCGUAAAACAAACACGUUGUUCAAAAUAUUAGUAAGACACACAUAAAUGAAAUAAAUAUAGUUAUAUUGAUAAAAAUAUUAUUACAGUUACUCAAUGGAAAAUAACCUUUAUUGACUUGAAAAUUAGAUUUAAUGUUACAUGAAUACUGUCAAAUUUAUUAAUCUAGUAUUAUGAAUAAAAUAUAGAGAUAGCAAUAAUCACGAGUGUACAAAAUUAAUUUUAAAGAAAGUAUAGUUGUGUGUGUUUGAAGGUAUUGGUUGUCGAUUCUAUGUUAUAAAUGUUCAUGCAAUUUCGCUAAGUCUAUAGAUGAUCUGUGAUGUGCUAACAAUAUUGUGUAUAGUAUGCGUGUGCGCACUCGAAGUCGGCUACUGUCAAGUGUUACAUUAUUAUUUGUAUUUUCUCGGUGAAUGUCUACACUAAGACGUAAGUUAAGAAUAAAAUGACAUAUUUUGUGUACGAAUCAAAGUAAAUGGUUAUAAAUAAGGUUAGUAACGUGUUUAAAAAAAAAAGUAUAUGAGAUUUUUUUUGUCGUUUGCUUAAGACUUGCUUUAAUUAUUAUUACUUGGCAGAUUAAUGAUUAUCCUGUGUUGAAUGAUUUUAUACAGUUACUGUUAGUGUUUUGGAUUUUUUUUAUUCAUAAUUAUUUUUUAUUGCGACGAUCGAGGUUUGUCGGUAAUAAACUAAUAUAGUGUUUAUUAUUUUGACUCUAACAGAGACAAUAUUAUGCUUGCAGUUUUCUUUUUUUUUACAUAAAAUAAUCAGUUUUUAUAAAUGUUCAAUUUUACGUUGAUUAUGAGUGAUCAUCACAAAAUAUAUUAUUUUUGUUAUUGCUUAUAACGAUUUAGUUUAUGCGUCGGAAUUUUACAAUUUACACAAUUAAUAUUGUUACCAAUAACAUCGUACAGUUUUGGAUUGCGAAAGUUUUGUAAAUAGUACAAUUUAUUGAAAAUAUUUUUACUAUGACGUAAACAGUCGCUUAUCGACUCGAGAACAAAGUGGUCGAGAGGUUGUAUUUAGUAAUAAUAUUCAUUAAAAAUUCUCUUAGAAAGCUUCUCACAAAAAUCGUGUAUCAAAAAUACCUCUUUAUAGUGAUCAAAAGGAUUCAAAGGGUUUUAGAUGAUAUUAAUAUGUGGUAAGUUUUUUAAAUGAUGUUGAAGUUUUGAAAUAAUAAAGAUAUUUGUCAAAUUCUACAUAGGACAGUUAUCGAGAGCUAGUGUAUGACCCUCUCGCGUAUCAUGGGGAUGUUGGCUGGGUAUCAAAAGUAAAAAUCUAUUUAAACCGUCAGACAGGACAAAAAUAUUAGGAGGAUUGGAGCCAGUGUCGUCAUACGAACUUAUGACGUCACUAGUCACUGACAGACGGAGAAUGAAAACGCGAGUUGAACAAGAUAUUUAUUGAUUCAAAAAAGAGCAGCAAGAAUUAUGGGUGUAAUAUGAUUUGUUGGUCUACAAGACGGAUAAAAAAGUCAACAUCCCCAUUUUAUAGUAAACCAUUGACUAACAGUUAUUGGAGAUAUACCGAAGUUAUCCAAAGUUGAAGACUAUUGUUGUUCAGUGUGGACGCUGAUGAACUAUGGCUUUUGUAAAUAUGCGUCGUACUCUUGUUCUAAACAAGGUAUAACACGUUAUCGACGUGGUUGUGUCCUAUAUCCCGGCAAUUUUCGUUGGUAAUUCAAAGGAAUUUAAACUUUAUUGUGAUUAGCUUAAGGUCUGGUUGAAACGAGAAUUUGGGAGCAUGUUCAAUGAUCAUUAGGGUUCGUAUGCAAGUAAGCGGUUUCUUCUUGUCUCAGGAUUUUGAUGUACUUGUGUAUACGGAGAUGAUGAAACAUUGUUCUGAAAAUAUAAUACAAUCUGUAUGUUUGUAUAGUUAACAUUGAUCUAUAAAAUACCGACCGGUAUCAACAUAAAAUGAUCCUAAGAGCACGAAGAAACAACAAUCAACAAUAACACUUAAUUUCAACGGUUAAAUAAUUAAUUAUAAAAGAUUUUCGAUUACAUAGUUUAAAAGUCUCGUCGUAACUAUUGUAAAACAGCAAUGUCCUCGCAAUUUUGAACAUAAGAAUUUUGUGAAUCGUAUUAUUAAGAAACUGCCAUGUAUUUUUGACAUCACACAGUUGUUUUUUUCACGUAAAACUUAAUGUUUGUUAAGAGAGGGAUGUAGAAUGCACGCGGUGUAACGUAGCCUUUAAGCGCAUAGUUAACAGUGGAACUAUGAAAGAAAUGAAUAUAAAGGUUAUUCCUCUAAA